UUUGUUAUCACCUUAAGCUGAAUUUAUUCGCUUUUGCGAAAUACAAAACAACAAUAUUAUUGCUCGCCGAAACAGCGUAAUUUCAGCUCGGUAAUUUUCGUACAAUUUUUCGUUACUAAACUUAUAAAUACAGAACAAUGUACAAAAAUACGAUAAAGUUGACGCCCCAAGUGCGGUCAAUUGUGUUGGGAGCAUCCAAAAUUAUAUCCAAUAUUCCCAUCAAACCUAUUUCCACACUCCAGAAUGUCCCACAAAAUAAACCGCUGCUGUCAAUUUGCAACAAACCCGCAUGGCUAGCGUCCACUCGCAACAUGUUCAUCCAAACGCAGGAUACCCCGAACCCGGACAGCUUGAAGUUCCUACCGGGGGUUGCUGUCCUGGAGAAAGGUCAAACCAUGGACUUCCCCAGCAAAAUGAGCUCCCUCGGAAGUCCCCUGGCCAAGCUUCUGUUCCGCAUCGAAGGAGUGAGUUCGGUAUUUUUCGGACCGGAAUUUGUAACCAUUAGCAAGGAGGAGGACGCCGAGUGGCGGCUGAUUAAACCGGAAGUGUUUGCCGUUAUGAUGGAUUUCUUCGCUUCCGGUUUGCCGGUGGUGACGGAUGUUAAACCCACCGGAGAUACUCAGAUCAACGAUGACGAUGACGAAACGGUACAGAUGAUCAAGGAACUGCUCGAUACCCGAAUUCGGCCGACGGUGCAGGAGGACGGAGGCGACAUUAUUUUUAUGGGCUUCGACGAUGGAGUGGUCAAGUUGAAGAUGCAGGGCAGCUGUUCGUCCUGUCCGAGCUCGAUAGUGACUCUCAAGAAUGGGGUACAAAAUAUGCUGCAAUUCUACAUCCCGGAGGUGGUUUCGGUCGAGCAGGUUUUCGACAAGGUCGACAAGAUCACGGAGAAGGAGUUCGAGAAGUUUGAGAGCAAAGUUAUGCAGAAAGAAACUAAGAAAUAAGUUUUCCUGUUGUUGGUAUAAUUAGAUUGUAUAUAAAAUGUUGCUUUAACUAGUUUUAGUAGUUUGUGCGCUUGAACUCAAUAAACUUCAUACUAUCCUAA
Messenger RNA from Uranotaenia lowii, 1045 nucleotides. RefSeq names its product NFU1 iron-sulfur cluster scaffold homolog, mitochondrial-like. Gene Ontology annotation, cellular component: mitochondrion. The transcript has 2 exons. Lineage: Eukaryota; Metazoa; Arthropoda; Insecta; Diptera; Culicidae. Gene Ontology annotation, biological process: iron-sulfur cluster assembly. Bases 138 to 944 code for a protein of 268 amino acids. The record is from RefSeq and is a predicted model, not a curated record. Gene Ontology annotation, molecular function: iron-sulfur cluster binding; iron ion binding.